AUGACUCUACCACCUGAUGCUGUUCCGCUAGCUGGUGCGAAGAAUGUGAGUGUUGCUGUGCGUGGCACCACUCUUCACAUCUUCUGCGAUCUCACACGCGACUACGGCAUCAGCGGCUCUGGGAAGAGUGUUGUGAUUGCGAGUUCGGGCGGCAAUCGCCCACUCGGCGCCACCAACGCCUUCGUGGGCCUCAACAUUUUCUGCAAAGCGGCAGCGGCGCGGUGUUUGGACGCGGCGGGAGUGGCGGCCCUGCGGGAGUGGACGGAACUUGGCACAGCCGCACAGUGGCGGGUGCACGGCCCCGAUUCUGUGUGUAAAGAAGAGGAAACAACAACAAGAGAGGAUAAUGGUAAGAAUAAGAAUAAGGAAGAGACGGAUAAGGAUAAGGAUGCGAGUAAGAGUGAGGGUUGGGUUUUGGAAAUGGCGGUGGACUUUGCACGGGCGGGGGAUAAAGUGGCAUCCUCUGGCAAAUCGGUUUUACUCUCCUCCACUGGUGGAAACAAGGCGGUGGCGAAAACGGGUAUUAUUUGUGGAAUGAAUUGUUAUAUCCCAAUUGGUAAAGAACUGCAACUUGACAGACUUAAUACUAUUGUGGGAUCACCACAACUCGCUAACGGGGAAGUGCGGGAUUUGGGAAAUGGAUUUCAAGUAGAGAUGAUCUCUCAAACACAGGCGAUUGUACACUGUGAGUACACACAGGAUGACUCGGCGGCUACUAAGACUAUGCCAUCUUUUACACUUAAUGGUGAAAUCACCAUAGCGACUAUGGUGAAGUCCAGCAGGAAAAAGAGAAAGGGAGAAGAACAGACAGAAGUGAAGAAGGAUAAUAAUGGAGAUACUUCAUUUACAGCACCUUCACAGAAAUCUAAAAACCUCCUUGUGCGAUGUACAAGAAAAAACAAAGAUGAUAAUGAUGAUGACACUAUUCUUGUGGAUUUUCAAUUUGAUCCCACACAAACGCAAGGUCAUUCUGCCUCUGGGAAAUCUAUUACUGUAGCGACAUCAGGUGGUUGGUGUGAAAUUGGAAAGGGUUUAAGUAUCAGCUUUAAUGCCUACAAAUCCGCCCCACCCGUCGCUACUGAAGAGAUCGUAACAAGUGUAGCGAAGGUAUUAGAUGCCCGUUCACCAGAGGAGAUCGCCUCCCUCUCACUUAAAACAGUAAUUACCGAAGUCUCAGAGAAAUUGGGUAUAGAGAAUGGAGCCACUGGACCUAUUAAAGAACAGGUAAAACAUGCGGUGAUGGAUUAUAUGAGUAAGGUAGGAAAGUCUUCAAACACUGUACCAGCAGCGGUGCGGGAGGCGGUGGUUAAAAUUCUCAGUACACGUACACAAGAAGAAUUGGCCACUCUUUCACUUAAAACAGUUAUGGCGGAAGUCUCACAAGUUGUGGAGGGCGAGUUAGCGGAUGACUCUGGGGAAUUAAAGGAACAAGUAAAAACCGCCGUAAUGGAUUUUCUUCGCAAGAAUGUUAAAUAA
Messenger RNA from Trypanosoma theileri, 1476 nucleotides. RefSeq lists its product as uncharacterized. The record is from RefSeq and is a predicted model, not a curated record. Lineage: Eukaryota; Euglenozoa; Kinetoplastea; Trypanosomatida; Trypanosomatidae. Bases 1 to 1476 code for a protein of 491 amino acids. The transcript has a single exon.